AUGCCACUCGUCAUUCUAACCGGGUAUCCCUGCUCCGGCCUCACCUACCGCGCAAACCAGCUUGCCGCACUCCUCGAGACAGCGCAAGAUGAACUCUUCGCAGCCACCGAGUCCGCGUCGCCUGUCACGCUAAAAUCUCGAUUCAAAGUCCACGUCAUCGCAUCGCAUGACGCUUCGCACCCACGUACCGUAUACGACCAUGCACGGACAGAAAAGGAGGCCCGAGGCGUGGCCUACGCCCGAGCUAAGCGCGUGCUCACGCGGGACAGCAUCGUGAUAUUGGACGGCAUGAAUUAUAUCAAGGGAUGGCGGUAUCAGCUUUGGUGUGAAGCUAAAGCUGCUGGAACAACAUGCUGUGUGGUCCAUGUCGGUACGCCAGUUGACCAGUGUGUCGCAAACAACGAUGCCCGACUACAUCGUCAAGCUUCGGAAAAGAACGCAGACGAGACACAGACAUCUCCUGCUUCAGACGAGUCCACGAAAAUCGACAACGAAGAGCCAUACCCACCCGAACUCCUGAACAACCUCAUCUUCCGCUACGAAGAACCAUCAACCCACAGCCGCUGGGAUAAACCCCUCUUCACAGUCCCUUGGGCAGACGAAACACCCCCAGUAGCAGACAUUUUCCACGCUCUGUCGGGAGUAAUCCUCCCCUCAGCCCAAGAACCAACCAUAACACCCAUUUCCGACCUAACAACCACCUUGAACUCAACAUCUCUCUCCUCGGCCGCAAGCGUCACAACAACACGAACAACAUUCACGCGCGGCGGAACCGCAGUCGGAGGAAGCGGGAGUUCAAAACCUCGUAUCGUCCCUCACCAAGCUACAGUCCAAGCCGUAGCAACGGACCACAGUGCCCUCUACGCAAUGGAAAAGAAGACCUCGGCUGUCGUUAGUGCCAUCCGCGCAUUCACGCAGGCUACGCCCUCGGCGGAGGUGGCUCUGGCGCAGAGCAAAGAUGGAAAGGGGAUUGAGGUUUCUGUUCCUGAUGCGCAGGAGAAGAUUUUUAUUCCGGCUCAUGUUGCUACUACUGGUACUACUGAUGAACUUGCGGGGCCCGGUGGUGUUUUGGCUUUGCCUAGGUUGCAGAGGCUGAGGAGGCAGUGGAUUAGUUUGAAUCGGGUCUAUAUUGGGAGGGGACACGGGGCUGGGCAGGGCGGUUUGGCGGCUGAGCAGAUUGGAGAUGCUUUUGUGAGGUUUUUGAAUUCGACUUUUGGGGGUGAGGAUGAGACGUGA
Messenger RNA from Penicillium longicatenatum, 1236 nucleotides. RefSeq names its product putative RNA polymerase II Elongator complex associated protein Kti12. Bases 1 to 1236 code for a protein of 411 amino acids. NCBI's taxonomy places the organism in Eukaryota, Fungi, Ascomycota, Eurotiomycetes, Eurotiales, Aspergillaceae. The transcript has 3 exons. The record is from RefSeq and is a predicted model, not a curated record.